UCGCUGCUCUCAAGAACUGUCAUUUGGUGAAGGAAAUUGUUGAUUAUUUUUUACAUAACCGCAACUGACACACGAGAUAGAGAUUUUGUUGAAUUAAAAUUACAUAUUACAAGCAAAAUGUUAUCCUCCCGUGUGUUAUUAAGACAAUUGGCUUCAUGUUCAGCACGUCGCAUGUUUGCUGUCGAAGCUGCUGCUCCUGCUGCUGAGGCUGCCAAGAAUCUUACACCACCACCACCCGAAGGUGUAGCUAAGCCGGUGAAUCCAAAAAUUGAAAAUAUUGCCAAUAGCAUAGCUGCCCUCAAUUUGUUGGAAGUUUCCGAGCUGAGUUCGUUGUUGAAGAGUAAACUUAAUCUUCCCGAAACUGCUUUUGUACCACAAAUGGCUGCAGGCCCAGCCCGACCAUCUGCUGCCAGUGCUGGCGAAGAGGAAGAAGAAGCUGCCCCUAAGAAAGUGCAAACCUCGUUCAAAGUCAAACUGGUGAAGUUCGAUGAGAAACAAAAAGUGGCGUUGAUAAAGGAAGUUAAAAAUCUUUUGGAGGGCAUGAAUUUGGUGCAAGCCAAGAAGUUUGUGGAAAGUGCCCCAACUGUUGUUAAGGAUGAUAUACCCAAAGAUGAAGCCGAAAAACUAAAGGAGGCCUUAACGAAGGCUGGUGCUGUUAUUGAAAUCGAAUAAAUACAUGUUACAUGAUGAUGGUUAAAUGA
Messenger RNA from Stomoxys calcitrans (stable fly), 701 nucleotides. RefSeq names its product large ribosomal subunit protein bL12m (gene mRpL12). The coding region runs from base 118 to 672 and encodes 184 amino acids. The record is from RefSeq and is a predicted model, not a curated record. Gene Ontology annotation, cellular component: mitochondrial large ribosomal subunit; ribosome. Gene Ontology annotation, biological process: translation; mitochondrial transcription. The transcript has a single exon. Lineage: Eukaryota; Metazoa; Arthropoda; Insecta; Diptera; Muscidae. Gene Ontology annotation, molecular function: structural constituent of ribosome.